Etheostoma spectabile (orangethroat darter) is the source of this 5559-nucleotide messenger RNA. It is a transcript of the gene pask, whose product is annotated as PAS domain containing serine/threonine kinase. Gene Ontology annotation, biological process: protein phosphorylation; negative regulation of glycogen biosynthetic process; intracellular signal transduction. The transcript is spliced from 21 exons. Lineage: Eukaryota; Metazoa; Chordata; Actinopteri; Perciformes; Percidae. Gene Ontology annotation, cellular component: cytosol; nucleus; cytoplasm. Gene Ontology annotation, molecular function: ATP binding; protein serine/threonine kinase activity. The record is from RefSeq and is a predicted model, not a curated record. The coding region runs from base 1369 to 5037 and encodes 1222 amino acids.
AUACAAUGAGAGCUAACUUAAACUAUAAUAUGUUAAACAGCUGUACUAACUGUUAUACAUAUUAUGUUCCCUUAUUAAGCAGCUACGUUAGAAUAAGCUUUUUAUUUCUUCUUUUUCACUUAUGCAAAAGUACAGCAUAGUGUACUUCCUUAUUGUACCCCUUCCCAUUUUAGUUUGGACUAUGCUGGACUUUCUGUCAGUAAAGAUAAUGUCUGAUUUGUUGAAUUUUAGUCUGUGUUGUGGCAAGUUGAAGUCUAAAGUUUAAGUUGGGGAGAUGAUCUUCCCGAGGGGAAGGUUGUGAAUUUGACAAACAAAGCCAUGUAGAGCUAAUGAAGACACUUUAAAUGCUCACAAAAUAAAUACAACAAUAUGGAUGCCUGCAGUCAUUGCACCUGGAACUCUUACCCAACUUCUCUCAGAUGUCAGUUUUACAUAAUAGGAUAAUCUUUGUUAGGUUGUGUCUGUUCAAAUAGGUUUUGAUGCCCUUCAUCAGAUUUGGACAUACAAAUAAAGAACUUAUAAUCAUGUGAUAUGUUUUAAAAGGUCUAUAGUAAUUUUCUAUGCCUUCUUAUGUUUGCCCCUUACAAAUUGACAUAACAAAGCUAGAGUAGACUUAUUGUUUGGCAGUAAACAACACCUGUGACUUGAAACCAUAAAUAUAAAAAAAAAAAAAAAGUUUUAUAUCUAUGCUAAUAUUUUUCCAUAGUUAGGCUACUGUUGUUUGCUGUUGGGAUUAGUCUGUGUCUUCCUCUUUUAUAAUAAAAUAAUGUGAGAAUUAUUUAUUUGACUUGUGAAAAGUAUAGUCUACACCGGCUUUUUUUCUAAGUUUUUACUUUCUAUUUAUUUUAUUUUGUGACAUGGUUUCUAGGGAAACAAAGGCGGGCGUUUCCGGUGAAUCAUCCAAUGAGGUGUUCUUGUUUAGAGGCGUGAUAUUUGAUUGGCUUUACGUGACUUCCUUGAAUCUUGUCGGCUGCCGCUCGAAGCCCGCGGUUUACAAAAACAAGGAACCACUGCUGGAUAUUGUGAAAUGGUAUAAAUAAAAUAAAGUCUUCUUUUUUCUCUAAACUAACCUGCUGGAAUGGUGUCAAAGUUGUGCAAACGCAACGGUGACGUUAGCUCGGAAUUAAGUCGUUGAAAUUGUAGCGGCAACCCUGCAAUUUCAGAACCAAACACCGCACGGCAUCGCUUUGUUACAACUGAAGUAAUGUUAGCAGAUUGCUAGCUAAUUAGCCAGAUAGCGCGAGGGAGGUAACGUUACCUUGUCAACUAGCGUCAACUGAAACUGCAGUGCCUUUUAUCCGUUGCUGUGCCUUAGUCGGAAACACGCCGCAGUUUCUUUCUACGUCUUGAGCUGGAUAACCAACAGCAAUGUCGCUGUCGACAGAGGCUCUAUUUGGGGUGAGCCAAAGCAGCAGACUUAAAAGAGACACUAUUUGUGGAAUGCCGGACCUCACCUCUGAUCGCCUGGAUGAUGACUUCGACCUAAAUAAAUCCUACCCAUGCACUCAGAGACCGUUGUACAAGAAGACACUGCAACGUCGUUAUUAUCCUGGUUACUUGAGAGGUGAAGGUUUGGAUGUUUUCACUUCUGUCGCAGCAAGAGACCUCCAAAUCUCUAGUUUACAUCCUGACUCUCACAUUUCUGCUGUCUCCCUGCCUCACCCGUCCACUACGUCAGAGACAGAGGAAAGCUUGUUCAGUCAGCUAGUCUCUGGAGAUUUUGACCUGUCGGGAUGCCCAGCUGCCCUCAACCCAAACAAAGUCCUUCUUACUGUCGACCAUAAAACCAGAGAGAUUUUGUCAGCAAAUGAACAGGCCUGCAAAUUGUUUGAAUGCAGCACCACUGAGCUUAUUGGAAAAAAGCUGUCCUGUAUCUUGAAGAAAACCAGUCAGGUCCUUGAGGAGGCAUUGGAAGAAGAUGUUCCACUUCUGGAUGGAACUGUUGCGGCUGUGUCUGGAAAAGUGGUAGAUGUUGUGACAUUAUCUGGAGACGUGCCAAUGUCAGUGUGUACCUACAGACGGUCACAAAAUGAGGAGCAUUGGCUUGUCAUGAUGGAAAGUGUGGAAAGGGUGUCAGCCUUUUUUUCCUUUUCACAAGAUGGCAAUGUCCUAACCUGUGACUUGGCGUUUGCCCAUCUCCAUGGAUACCACCACCCAGAUGAGUUAAAAGGGAUGUCUGUGAAGGAGCUGAUCCCCUCCUUACAAAUCCCCCUGCACAGUAAUACGUUGCCCAAAAUGCUGAGGGUUCAGAGAGUGUGGGGUAAAAGCAGAGGGAGUGCAUCAGUCCCGCUGCUUGUCAAACUUCAGGGGGCAGUGCUAUGUGGGAAGCCCCAACACCAAAACAAUGGGACUGGGUGCACCUGUCCAACAAAGAGUUUCGGCAGAACAGAUGCACAAGACAGUCAGCCAUGCUCUCCUCUCCCCUCCCCUGUGUGCAAGUCAGAAGGCUCAAACCCUGGACUGCCAUCCUCAGAAGUGAAAGUGGACAGCAUUGUCCUCUCCCCCUGCCCUGCACUGGAGUACUCCGGGACAGUUUGGGUGUAUGCUCCUCUGAGCGGUCUCCUCCUGCUCCACCCUGAUGGCUCAAUCUACAGCAUCCACAACCAUCUGGCUCUCACGCUGUUUGGCUAUGACAAGGACGAGCUGCUGACAAAGAGUGUCACUUUUCUGAUGCCUGGUUUCUAUGGAUGGAUGACUAACUCCGACAGAGAGGCCAGCCCCUUCCCUGAUUCUCAAGCAGAGGGCAAUAAAAGUACAGCCUCAUCUAAAAUAUCAGGAAAAAAUGACCCUUCCUCACUGGUGGCUGGUGAUAUGGCCACAGUGCAUCAGGCUGUCCUGGGAAGAACAUCCACAGGUAGAGGCAAGAUGUUCACUGGCACCGGCACCAGGCUGGAGAAACAGGGCAGCAAUUUGUCAACACUUUCUCUUCCUGCUGUCACCUCCACACGAGUGGUUAUGGCUGAUGACACUACAGAGCUGAUGGAGGAGGCAGCCCAGGUUGCUUUCUGCACUAGCCAGCUAGACAUUGCUGAUACCACUCAGGCAUUCCUCAAGACAUUUGCCUGGGUGGAACCUCCAGAAGGAGAGACCUACUGCCUGGUUUCCACUGAACAGCAGCUUGAAGACAUUCCCAGUCAUAAUGGACAUGCUAUUGGCAGGGUGGGUGGCACCGCACCGGAUGUAGGCAAAGACCACCGCUCAUGUGCCCCUGUGCUCCAAGACUCCAGCUUUGAGGUCAUCUCAAUAGAGAGCAGGUCGUCCUCUGGCUUCUGUGAAAAGUUUGCCGUCCAUGGUGGUUCUGAUCCGGGCCAGGCAAUGGACUCCCGGUCAGCACACAUAGUGGAUUCACUCAGCUGUUUCCUCGACCUUAACAGCAAUGGGGAACUGGUGACCCACGCCCUGGCCGAGCUAGAUCUGAGUGAUAGCAUAGAGCUUCUUAGCGGCGGAGGGUACAACAAUGACAACCAAAACUCCCUGACAUCCUGCGAUACAGCUGAGCUCCUGCGUACACCCUCCCCAUGCGUAGUAGAGUCGGACCAGGAAGCAGAGCCCGUUGAGACUGAUGUCAAUGCCAGAAACAACUCAAAAGAAGAGCAAGUAGAAGACAAUCACAGGGAGCAGCAUCAGUGGCCUUCUCUUUCUUCAAUUCAUAAAGAAAAGAGCCAAGAGGUCUGCACGCCAAUGAACGGUGGAAGUCAGCCAACACCCGACAUUCCUGCCACGUCUACGCCUAAGAAACAGAAGGUGAAUGGAAACACCCUGUCCUCAGACACUACACAGAUACUGGAGGGGCGAUACGAAGGAAGCGCUUACCACAGAGAUGGCACGAGAGUAGAUGUGCAGUGUGAUGUGUGCAGGACUAACCUCCCUGAUGGUCGCUCCAUGUUCUGUGUGUGGAUGAGUAUGCGUGGCCAGCAGGGGGCACUGUUGCAAACAGAUCGAUCACAGCACGACCAAUCAGGAGUUAGUCUGGGAGAGAGGAUUUGUGAGGCUUUGCACUCCACCAUGGAUCUUGAGAAGUCUCGAGCCUGUGACGGGCAGUUUGAAGAAGAGUACCAGCCUCUCAACCCUGUGGGUAAAGGAGCCUUUGGUUUUGUCUGGGAGGCAAUGAGACGCUCUGAUGGAUUAGAGGUGAUAGUGAAGUUUAUUAGGAAGGCCAGGAUAGUGAGUGAGUGCUGGGUAGAUGACCCCAUGCUGGGACGGGUCAGCCAGGAGAUUGCCAUACUGACACGAGUACAGCACCACAACAUAGUCAAGGUGCUGGAGGUGUUUGAGAAUGGGUAUUACUUCCAGAUGGUGAUGGAGAAACAUGGGGAUUGCUUGGACCUUUUUGAUUUCAUAGACAUGCAACCAAGACUGGAUGAACCCCUGGCCAGCUACAUCUUUAGACAGCUGGUGGCUGCUGUCUUCUAUCUGAGGAAUAAGAACAUCCUUCACAGGGACAUAAAAGAUGAGAACAUCAUCAUCGACAAAGGUUUCCACAUUCGACUGAUAGACUUUGGCUCUGCUGUCAUGAUGGCUCCCAAGAAGCUCUUUUACAACUUCUGUGGCACACUGGAGUACUGCUCCCCGGAGGUGCUUCAGGGAAAUCCCUAUGAGGGUCCGGAGCUGGAGAUGUGGUCUCUUGGUGUAUUGCUCUACACUCUGCUAUUCAGUGAGAACCCUUUCUGUGGUGUGGGAGAGAUCCUGCAUGCCAAAUUAAAGCCCCCAUUCCCCCUCUCUCCAGACCUGCAUGAUGUGUUGUGUGGGCUGCUGCACCCUGAUCCUGCUCAGAGACUGACUCUGGACCAGCUACUGCUGCAGUCCUGGAUCAGCCAGCCCAUUUCCCUGGCAGAGUACAGCUGGACAGAGGUUGUUCCUGCAACUAACACCUACCGCUCACCACAGCACGAGUCCAGUCCUAAAGCGUUUGUCAGACAAGGCUUGUUCCCGGAUGAACAUGAUGAGACUCUUCCUGAUGACGAGGAAGAUGACGAUGACAGGUUGUCAAUGGUUGCCCUGGAAACAGAGCUUCAGAAGUACCUCCAUGAAGAUUAAAGACUGAAUUUAAAGGGAAUGGAGGCCAAGCACCCAUCCAACAUUUGGUAUCAUGAAGUAGCCUACCCCCCCCCCCUUUUUUUUUUUUCUUUUAUCUAUUUUAUUUGUUUUUUUGGAUUUAUGUAAAAUUGAAAGCAUUAAAAAUUGUUGUACAUGAUCACAGGGAUCCAGCUUUACCACUAAACCACAUAAGUGAGCACAACCUCAAGUUGUUUAUUUCAGAGAAACGACAGAAAACUUAGGUUGAAGUUGGGGGUAAUUGUUUAAUGUCUUUUUGUUCAUAAUUUUAAUCUUGAGUGUUUUAAUUAAGAAUUGUAAAUAUUUUAUCUAUUUAUUUUAUUAUAUAGCAAUAAAUAUUUGAACAUAAGUGUGUUGUUACUUUUUAUAUGAUUAAGGAGUUGCCUGUUAAUCGGAACGAUCAAAAGUUUGUCAUGCAAACAUUAUAAAUCGUGUACUGGAAUGUACUAUUUAUGUAGCAAGUAAACAAAGUAAAUCAUUAAAUAACAAUGCAAGAAAGUUUCA